Messenger RNA from Neocloeon triangulifer, 1356 nucleotides. Its product is annotated as solute carrier family 25 member 3-like. Gene Ontology annotation, molecular function: phosphate transmembrane transporter activity. The record is from RefSeq and is a predicted model, not a curated record. Lineage: Eukaryota; Metazoa; Arthropoda; Insecta; Ephemeroptera; Baetidae. Gene Ontology annotation, cellular component: mitochondrial inner membrane. The transcript has 7 exons. Gene Ontology annotation, biological process: mitochondrial phosphate ion transmembrane transport. The coding region runs from base 91 to 1158 and encodes 355 amino acids.
UGCUUUAGCGCUGCUCUCUUCGUCUCGUCCACUCGAUCUGAUCCGACCGAGCGAACGACCUUGUGUGUUUGUCCUGCGUGACACCUGACCAUGUGGAGCACCUUCCUAGAAGUAUCCAAAAACAGCCCCUUCACGGGUCCUGUGCAAACUGCGAAAUGCGAGCCCGCAGAAAUGAAGACCCUCGUUCCAGGACGGACAAUCGCCGCCGCUGCUAUCGCAGAAGGUGACAGCUGCGAGUUCGGCUCCUCAAAAUACUUUGCCCUGUGCGGUUUGGGCGGUAUUCUUUCCUGUGGUAUCACACAUACCGGCAUUGUUCCUCUUGAUCUGGUCAAGUGCCGUAUCCAGGUCAACCCUGCCAAGUAUCAGUCUGUCGUCCAUGGUUUCAAGGUCACCCUUGCUGAGGAUGGCACCCGAGGAUUGGGCAAGGGAUGGGCACCAACCUUCUUUGGAUAUUCCGCUCAGGGCUUGUGCAAAUUUGGAUUGUAUGAGGUAUUCAAAGUGUUUUAUUCUGGCGUGAUCGGCGAGGAAAACUCCUACCUCUACCGCACGUGGCUCUACUUGGCCGCGUCUGCCAGCGCUGAAUUUUUCGCCGACAUUGCUCUCAGCCCGAUGGAGGCGGCGAAGGUUAAAAUCCAAACAACUCCCGGAUUUGUCGGAACUCUGCGCGAGGCCCUUCCUUUGAUGUACAAGAACGAGGGUAUGGGCGCCUUCUACAAGGGUUUGGUGCCCUUGUGGAUGCGACAGAUCCCUUACACAAUGAUGAAGUUCGCCUGCUUCGAGCGCACCGUCGAACUCAUUUACAAGUUUGUCGUGCCAAAGCCCAGAGCCGAAUGCACAAAGGGAGAGCAGCUUGUGGUCACAUUCGCAGCUGGCUACAUUGCAGGUGUCUUCUGUGCGAUCGUGUCUCACCCCGCCGACACUGUCGUUUCCAAACUGAACCAGGAGAAGGGCUCGUCUGCCAUUGAUGUGGCCAAGAAACUUGGAAUGAUGGGUCUCUGGAAGGGAUUGGCGCCUAGGAUUGUGAUGAUCGGUACCCUGACUGCCGCCCAAUGGUUCAUCUACGACGCUGUCAAGGUCUGGCUGCGAAUGCCCCGUCCUCCCCCACCUGAGAUGCCCGAGUCCCUGAAGAAGAAGCUGGCCGCCGCACAGGCUUCCUAAACAAGCACAAACUCCAAAUUUUUGGAAAUCACACCGAGUUAGGCUGGCUCUGAUCUGUCCUCUAGAAGGGCCAUUCCAGCAUCCUGCCAAGCAGUUCUCACUAGUCGUAGCCACCCUAGCGGUCAGGCUCAAUCGUCACGCGAAAAUGUUAGGUCGAAAUAAAUUUAAUUUGCGUUGGAUCAGAAAAAAAAAUUACGA